GGACUGGAAAGGUCAAUUAUGUAAUUGGAAAGUUAAGCAGAUUAUAUAAUGGGCCCACCAAACAUUUGCUCCCUAAUGGCGUAGUAUUCCAGGGAAGAAAGCGAGAAGAUAGAGAAAGAGGGAUGAAUUGGAAUUGAUGUAGAUUUGAGAGAGAGAGAGAGAGAGAGAGAUAGAGAGAGAAGAGAAAAUGGAUCCGGACGCAGUAGCAAAAGCGUUUGUGGAGCACUACUACUCGACGUUCGAUGCGAAUCGUGCGGGCCUGGCUAACUUGUACCAAGAUGGGUCCAUGUUGACUUUCGAGGGUCAGAAGAUCCAGGGCUCUCAGAACAUCGUUUCCAAGCUCAACAGUCUUCCCUUCCAGCAGUGCCAGCACAGCAUUACCACCGUCGAUUGCCAGCCUUCCGGUCCGGCCGGAGGUAUGCUUGUCUUCGUCAGCGGCAAUCUGCAGCUCGCCGGCGAACAACAUGCCCUCAAAUUUAGUCAGAUGUUUCAUUUGAUGCCAAUGCCACAAGGAAGUUUCUAUGUGCUGAAUGAUAUCUUCCGUUUGAAUUAUGCUUGAAGUCAAAUGGGAUGUUAGACAAAGUUUGCUAAAAUAUAGCUUUUAGGAGUUGAAAGAUAUUAUUUGAAUUUCUCCUGAUUGGUUGUUUGCUUGUAUCAUUUUCCCUAUCAUGUCCCGAAUCUGGGACUGGGACUGGGACUGGGACUGGGACUGGGACUGGGACUGUUGUUGUUGUGAUUGGAUGAAUUGAUCAAUAGGAUUCAAUGCCUAUUCUGGAUUGUUGGGUUGUACCUUAGCAUGUUGAAAAAUGUAUGUAAGAUUUAUAUGUAAAAAAAUUCAGUUAUAGAGAGCUAUUUUAGUUAAACUAAAUGAUCAUGUAAGAACAACUUUUUCUUUGUUAAAAA
Cornus florida is the source of this 903-nucleotide messenger RNA. RefSeq names its product nuclear transport factor 2A-like. NCBI's taxonomy places the organism in Eukaryota, Viridiplantae, Streptophyta, Magnoliopsida, Cornales, Cornaceae. Gene Ontology annotation, cellular component: nuclear pore central transport channel. Gene Ontology annotation, biological process: nucleocytoplasmic transport. The record is from RefSeq and is a predicted model, not a curated record. The transcript has 2 exons. The coding region runs from base 188 to 559 and encodes 123 amino acids.